Molecule: messenger RNA, 1968 nt
Organism: Hippoglossus stenolepis (Pacific halibut)
Lineage: Eukaryota; Metazoa; Chordata; Actinopteri; Pleuronectiformes; Pleuronectidae
Product: store-operated calcium entry regulator STIMATE
Exons: 11
Coding region: 426-1607 (393 amino acids)
Biological process (GO): activation of store-operated calcium channel activity; chondrocyte differentiation; chondrocyte proliferation
Cellular component (GO): nucleus; cortical endoplasmic reticulum; membrane
Molecular function (GO): calcium channel regulator activity
Source: RefSeq, a predicted model, not a curated record
GCUGGGCAGGGGAGCAGCGGGACCUCCUCUCACCGUGACCUGCAGGUAGCCACGAUAUUCAUUUGAAUCGCAGAGGAGCAGCCCGUGCAGGAGUGCGAGUGACAGGUGAACAGUGCGCAGCCUGGUGUUCACUGCCAGGAAACACAAGUUAGCUCUUCUGGCGUCAGCGCCAUGGAACUGAGGAGUUAGCUUGGAUGCUAGCUAGGUUGAGGCUCGGCUUCACUUGGAACAGCCAUGUCUCAAUGGGUGUCUGAAGCAGGAGAAUGAGUGCGCGCUGGCGAGGCAGAGGAUGCCACCAUCUUCCACCGGAGACUGCCCCGCUGAACCGAUCGAUUAGCUGACCCGUCAACCGCUGGAGAGCAGCGGGGGGUCGCUGCUACUGCACCCCGGCUUUAUCGUUUCGUCUCGACCCGCUCCUGUAACCCAUGGCGGCUGUUAUCGGGGUCAACAUGCAGUCCCAGCUCGGAGACGUGGCGCUGGCGGGUCCCGGGGGAGCGGGGCUGCCCGCUGGGUCCCUCGCCAACACCUCGGCGUCCUCCAGCCCGACGCCCGCCACCGAUGGUGGAAGGUGUGAGAACGGCGCCCUCAUGGACUCCUUUGGGAUUUUCCUACAGGGACUUCUGGCCAUGAUGGCUUUCAGCACGCUGAUGUUGAAACGCUUCCGGGAGCCAAAACGUGAGAGGAGACCCUGGAGGAUCUGGUUCCUGGAUACCUCAAAACAGGCCAUAGGAAUGUUAUUCAUUCACUUCGCUAAUGUCUACUUGUCAGGCCUCACCGAGGAGGACCCCUGCUCACUAUACCUCAUUAACUUCCUGUUAGAUGCCUCUCUGGGCAUGUUGCUGAUCUAUGCUGGGGUGAGAGCUGUCAGUGCUGUAGUAGAGUGGAGGCAGUGGGAGUCUCUGCGUUUCGGAGAAUAUGGAGAGCCAGUGCAGUGCACAGCAUGGUUGGGCCAGUGUAUCCUCUAUAUCCUCAUCAUGAUGUUUGAGAAAGUCCUCAUCAUGCUGGUCCUCCUCAUUCCCCAGUGGAAAAAGCUGGCUCUCCUCAACCCCAUACAGAAUCCUGACCUGGAACUGGCCAUCGUUAUGCUCAUCGUUCCGUUCUUCGUCAACGCCCUCAUGUUCUGGGUGGUAGAUAAUUUUCUAAUGAAGAAGCACAGGACAAAAGCAAAGCUGGAGGAGAGAGAGGAGGACUCUCGGGGGAACAGUAAGGUGCGCUACAGACGAGCUCUGUCUCAUGAUGACUCGGAGUCAGAGAUCCUUUUCUCAGCAGAUGAUGAAAUGGAUGAGUCAGACGAGGAUGAUGUUCGUCGGUUAAGUGGCCUGAAGACAGUGAAGAAGAAGAAGAAGAAGCUUCGCAUGGGGAUCCCUCCAGGCGAGGUGAAGAAGAAGAAGCGUCCCCCUAUGAAGGAGGAGGACCUGAAAGGAGCACGCAGUAAACUGGGACUGAAGGGCGAGGUCAAGAGUAAGACCUAUGAGGUCAUGGCGGAGUGUGAGCGUAUGGGCAAAGUGGCUCCGUCUGUGUUCAGCGGAGUGAGGUCGGGGACGGAGACGGCCCUGGACAAGCCUACUGCUGCCAAAGCUCCAGGAGCCAGUGUGUUCAGCAAGUAGACACACUGCAGGACAAGAGAGAGAGAGAGAGAGAGCUGUGGAAAACAUACACUGCACUCUUUAAGUGUUUGAUGAUAUGGAUUACAAACAGAGGGGUUUGUCAUAUUUUAGUAGCAGUUAUGGUUUAGAGAUAGUUGCUUAGUGCUGUGGAGUGUGUUGACUUUACUGCUAUGUAAGCAGUUAUUGUACUUUGUAGUUUGAACAGUGCAUCAGACUCUGUAAAUAUUUUUUUAAUGUGGGUCAUGAGCUAUAAAUGGAUUGUAUCAUUUAUUUAUUAACAGAGACUUAGCUUUUAAUAAAACUAUAUACCUAUUUGUUCUGCUUUUGCCUGACCAUUUCCUUAAUAAAUCAUUUCCCCUCA